UUUAUGUUUGUUUCUUGCUUCUAUUUUUUUCUUUUUUUUAAAGGCUUCAAUUACCCUUCCACAUCAAAAGUAACCAAGGAAGUAGCUAGAACCAGAAGAAAUGACGACAGCAAUGGCAAUCAUUGAUGCUGCUUGUAUCUUUGUAAAUGACAAGUCUAGUCCAGUGGUUCUUGCUCCUGGGGCAGUGGCAGUUUCUGUUCUUGAUUCUACUUUCUAGCUACAAGACUCAAAAUGACAGUUGGGGCUGGGAUAUCUGUGAGUGAUGGGAAGUUGACGGUGUAUGGGAACUGCAUCUUGCGUGAUGUUCAUGACUAUGUAGUGAUAACACCAGCCUCAUCAGGCUUAGGGGAUGCACUGAUCAAUGGGGCUUUCAUUGGAGUCAGAUCAGAUCAGAAGGGAAGCAGAAGAGUCUUUCCUGUUGGAAAGCUUGAGGAGUUGCGUUUCAUGUGUCUCUUCCGGCACAAAUUCUGGUGGAUGACUCAAUGGAUGGGUGCAUCUGGCAAAGAUAUCCCCUUUGAGACCCAAUUCCUAGUUGUUGAAGUAUGUGAUGACACUCAUCUUGAUGAGGGAAGUAAAGAUGAAGCCGAACAAUCAAUAACGUAUGCAGUUUUCUUGCCAAUUCUUGAAGGUGAUUUCAGGGCUGUUCUUCAAGGGAAUGAACAAAAUGAGAUGGAAAUCUGCUUGGAAAGUGGAGAUCCUACUGUUGAUAAAUUUGAGGGCAGUCAUUUGGUUUUCGUUGCAGCUGGAUCAGACCCUUAUGAUGUUAUCACCAACUCAGUGAAGACAGUUGAGAAAUAUUUGCAAACCUUUUCUCACAGAGAGAAAAAGAAGAUGCCAGACAUUCUCAACUGGUUUGGCUGGUGUACAUGGGAUGCUUUUUAUACUAAUGUCACUGCUGAGGGUCUGAAGCAAGGAUUAGACAGCUUGGAGAAAGGUGGAACUCCUCCCAAGUUUGUUAUAAUUGACGAUGGAUGGCAAUCAGUUGGUAUGGAUCCCACUGGCAUCGAAUUCAGAUCUGAUUACACAGCAAACUUUGCAGACAGAUUAAUACACAUCAAAGAGAACCAUAAAUUUCAGAAGAAUGGCAAAGAAGGUCACAGGGUAGAUGAUCCAGCAUUGGGACUUCGCUAUGUUGUCAGUGAAAUGAAAGAAAGACACCCUUUGAAGUAUGUUUAUGUAUGGCAUGCAAUAACCGGGUACUGGGGAGGAGUUAAACCUGGUAUUACCGAAAUGGAACGCUAUGAACCCAAAUUAGUACAUCCUAUUUCAUCUCCCGGGGUUCAGUCCAAUGAUUAUUGUGAAGUUUUGCAGUCCAUCACAAUGAAUGGUGUUGGCCUAGUGAAUCCAGAGAAAAUUUUUGACUUCUAUAAUGACCUUCAUUCGUAUCUGGCAUCUGCUGGUAUUGAUGGUGUCAAAGUUGAUGCUCAAAGCAUUGUUGAAACUCUUGGGGCAGGCCAUGGUGGAAGAGUAAAACUCACUAGAAAAUUCUAUCAGGCAUUAGAGGCUUCGAUAUCUAGCAACUUCCAUGACAAUGGAAUUAUUGCUUGUAUGAGUCACAACACUGACAGCUUAUAUAGUGCAAAGAGCACGGCUGUUAUGAGGGCUUCAGAUGAUUUCUUCCCAAGAGAUCCCGCCUCUCAUACAAUUCAUAUUGCAUCAGUUGCUUAUAAUACCAUCUUCAUUGGGGAGUUUAUGCAGCCAGACUGGGACAUGUUUCAUAGCCUACAUCCAAUGGCUGAAUACCAUGGAGCUGCUCGUGCUGUGGGAGGAUGUGCUAUUUAUGUCAGUGACAAACCUGGACAGCAUGACUUCAAUCUGUUGAAGAAGCUUGUACUUCCUGAUGGUUCUGUGUUGAGGGCUAAACUUCCUGGAAGACCAACAAGAGACUGCUUAUUUUCUGAUCCUGUCAGAGAUGGGAAAAGUCUUCUGAAAAUAUGGAAUCUGAAUGAUUUUACUGGAGUCAUCGGGGUAUUCAACUGCCAGGGAGCUGGUUGGUGUGGGGUUAGAAAAAAGAUGGUUAGCCUUGACGAACAACCUGGUAUAAUCACAGGCUUUGUGAGGGCUAGAGAUGUUAACUAUCUUCCUCAAGUAGCUGAAAAUGGGUGGACUGGGGAUAACAUCUUAUAUUCACAUCGUGGUGGAGAGGUGCGUUAUCUUCCAAAGAAUGCAUCCAUGUCAGUUACACUAAGGCCUCGAGAAUACGAGGUUUUUACUGUUGUUCCUGUUAAGGCCCUGUCCAAUGGGGCUAAGUUCGCUCCCAUAGGUCUAAUGAAGAUGGUCAAUUCAGGAGGGGCCAUCAAGGAGUUGAAAUAUGAAUAUGAGAAAACUACAACUAUUAGCUUGAAAGUUCGAGGCUGUGGCCUGUUUGGAGCCUUCUCAUCCACUCAACCCCAGAGAAUAAUGGUUGAUUCUCAGGAAGUGGAAUUUGAAUAUGAAGGAGGAUGCGGUUUGGUUACUAUUGCUUUAAGAGUCCACGAGGAAGGGCAGUACCUUUGGAACAUUGUCAUUGAGCUAUGAAGACUGAAAAUUUUGUGCAGCUGUAGGGAGACUGAUAAUGCUAAUGCUGCUAAACUAUUAGCUAUUACAUAGAGAACCCUCUUGUUGAACAAGUUAAAGGAAAUGCAUAACAAGGGUGACUAGAUAAGAUUCAAGGGAAAAUUAUAAAGUGCUCUGCUACUUAGCUACUACCUGAACCUUUCACAGAAAACUCUUUUAAUGGAGUACUAGUCAUAUUUUAUGUUAAUUAUCUACGAAUAUGUGUCAAAAAAGAAUAUAACUCUACGUGAAGACUGCUACCCAUAGGUCAUAUUCAAUGCUAGCUGGAGCCUUGAGAGUUGGGACCAAUAUGAUACCAGGAAAACACUCGGUACCUUCAUGCUUUUCGUCUCUGAUACUGUAAUCACAUAAUUUUAGUCAAUGAAAGAUAGCUCAACCGUGUCAUGGACGACAAAA
Molecule: messenger RNA, 2952 nt
Organism: Theobroma cacao (cacao)
Lineage: Eukaryota; Viridiplantae; Streptophyta; Magnoliopsida; Malvales; Malvaceae
Source: RefSeq, a predicted model, not a curated record